CGUGCCCCGGCUCGUUUUCCACGGCUUUUUUACGGGCCGCGCCAUCACCAUGCAUGGCUUGCCUGCCGCUGCCGCCCGCGCUAGUGGACCUCCAGCACAAUCCCCGGUUCUCCGACGCCUGCCACCUUUGUUGGUAAAAAACAGUGAGGACGUCGCUGCCGCUUCCGUCAUGACUGUUCACCAGACUAUGACCGUUCACAGACUACCCUACCCCUCCCCCUCCCUCGGCCGGUCCCGUUCCCGCGCCGCCCGCCGGCCGCCCAGUCCCUAGCAUAGCAGGCCAAACCUGCCUCCGCGCAGUUGCUGCCGCGUCAAUGCUGCCGUGCCGCUGGAGAGAGAGAGAGAGAGGUUCUUCUAAUGCCCUUCUGUUCUGUCCCGCCCCCGCGCCGCAUUUUUUUUUCAUUUUUUUUUACCUUGCGUGACGCUUCGUUUUCACAGUGCGGCGGCGGCGGCUGCUUGGCUCGUUGCUCCUCCCAUUCUGCUCAGCUCAGCUUCUGAUGAGUUCGCCUUUGCCGCUGCUAGUUACCAGCAUACUAGACCACUGACUGAUCACGUUAUAAGGCUUCCGCGCAGGCGAGCUUCUGCCGCCUUGUCGGGUAACCAAACGGACCUCGCCGGCCCUCUCCAGUGGUCACAUCACAUCACAUCACAUGCUCGAGGUCGUCCUGGACAUGACGCCGCCGCCGCCGCCGCCGCAGGCGCGGCUCCACCAGGGGUCAUCAGCCAAGGGCGGGCACGCGGAGCGGAGGAAGCAACCGCUGCAGAGCAGCGUGACACAGCCCAAGGCAGAGCCCGCGGCGGCGGCGGCCGUGCUGCCGGUGCCGGAGGGAGGCAAGAGGUGCAGAGGGGGCGGGAGGCGCCGCGGCAGGGCCAAGGCGCCCGGUGAGCCUCGCGCCGCGCUACUAGCGCCAGCGCAGGCGCAGACGCAGGCGCCUCCGCCGCGCACGGUCAUUGGGCCGCCCGUGCCGAGCAAGGGGCUGUCAUUCUGCCGCCGGCCAGGGUUCGGGACGGUGGGCGCGCGCUGCGUCGUCAAGGCCAACCACUUCCUCGCCGAGCUCCCGGACAAGGACCUCACCCAGUACGAUGUGAAGAUCACGCCGGAGGUGAGCUCGCGGACCGUGAACCGGGCCAUAAUGGCGGAGCUGGUCCGCCUCUACCGCGCGUCCGACCUGGGGAUGCGACUCCCGGCCUACGACGGCCGCAAGAACCUCUACACCGCCGGGACACUACCGUUCGACGCUCGCGAGUUCGUCGUGCGCCUCGCCGAUGAGGACGACGGCUCCGGCGUCCCGCCUCGGGAGAGGGAGUACAGGGUCGCCAUCAAGUUCGCCGCGCGCGCCGACCUCCACCACCUCAGGCAGUUCAUCGCCGGGCGGCAGGCGGACGCGCCGCAGGAGGCCCUACAGGUACUCGACAUCGUGCUCCGCGAGCUCGCCAACCAGAGGUACGUGUCCAUAGGGCGGUCCUUCUACUCGCCGGACAUCAGGAAGCCGCAGCGGCUCGGCGACGGCCUGCAGUCGUGGCGUGGGUUCUACCAGAGCAUCCGGCCGACCCAGAUGGGAUUGUCGCUUAACAUCGACAUGUCGUCCACGGCAUUUAUUGAACCCCUGCCGGUGAUCGAGUUCGUGGCCCAGAUAUUAGGAAAGGAUGUCAUAUCAAGGCCAUUGUCCGAUGCUAACCGAAUCAAGAUCAAGAAGGCAUUGCGGGGUGUAAAAGUUGAGGUCACUCACCGGGGGAAUGUACGGCGCAAGUAUCGCAUUUCAGGCCUCACAACACAGCCAACUCAUGAAUUGAUUUUCCCGAUUGAUGAACAAAUGAAUAUGAAAUCUGUCGUGGAAUACUUCAAGGAAAUGUAUGGUUUCACCAUUCAGCAUCCUCAUCUUCCCUGCCUUCAGGUUGGAAACCAAAAGAAGGCAAACUAUCUACCCAUGGAGGCCUGCAAGAUCAUUGAAGGCCAGAGAUACACAAAGAGGCUGAAUGAAAAACAGAUCACAUCGCUGCUAAAGGUUACAUGCCAAAGGCCUAGAGAGCAAGAGAUGGAUAUUCUACAGACAGUUCAUCAAAAUGAUUAUGAGCAAGAUCCAUAUGCGAAGGAAUUUGGGAUCAACAUUAGUGAGAAGCUAACCUCUGUUGAAGCCCGAGUCCUUCCUGCACCUUGGUUGAAGUAUCAUGACACUGGAAAAGAGAAAGAGUGCUUACCACAGGUUGGUCAGUGGAACAUGGUAAACAAGAAAGUGAUAAAUGGAUGCAAGGUGAGCCAUUGGGCAUGUAUAAACUUCUCAAGGAGUGUUCCAGAAACCACAGCUCGGGGAUUUUGCCAGGAAUUGGCACAAAUGUGUCAAAUUUCGGGCAUGGAAUUUAACAGUGAGCCUGUGAUGCCAAUAUAUUCAGCUAGACCAGAUCAAGUUGUGAAGGCACUUAAAAACGUGUAUAAUAUUGCAUUGAACAAACUUAAGGGUAAAGAUCUUGAACUUCUUUUGGCUAUCCUCCCUGACAACAAUGGGCAGUUAUAUGGUGACAUCAAACGUAUUUGUGAAACUGAUUUGGGGUUGAUAUCACAAUGUUGCUUAACCAAGCAUGUUUUUAAGAUCAGCAAGCAGUACUUGGCAAAUGUCUCACUGAAAAUUAAUGUUAAGAUGGGAGGAAGAAACACUGUGCUCCUGGACGCAAUAAGUUGGAGGAUUCCGUUGGUCAGUGACAUCCCAACUAUUAUAUUUGGUGCAGAUGUAACACAUCCUGAAACCGGGGAGGACUCAAGUCCAUCGAUUGCUGCCGUUGUUGCUUCUCAAGAUUGGCCAGAAGUUACAAAGUAUGCUGGAUUGGUUUGUGCUCAGGCACACCGGCAAGAGCUCAUUCAAGACCUUUACAAAACAUGGCACGAUCCUCAGAGAGGCACUGUAACAGGCGGCAUGAUCAGGGAGCUCUUAAUAUCCUUCAGGAAGGCCACUGGACAGAAGCCAUUGAGAAUAAUAUUCUACAGGGACGGUGUUAGUGAAGGUCAGUUCUAUCAAGUUCUCCUUUACGAGUUAGAUGCCAUCCGGAAGGCAUGUGCAUCCCUAGAACCAAAUUACCAGCCUCCUGUAACAUUUGUGGUGGUUCAAAAACGUCAUCAUACAAGACUAUUUGCAAAUAAUCACAAAGACAGAAGUAGCAUGGACAAGAGUGGAAAUAUUUUGCCAGGAACCGUUGUUGAUUCUAAGAUAUGCCACCCAACGGAGUUUGAUUUCUACCUCUGUAGUCAUGCUGGAAUCCAGGGAACGAGUAGGCCUGCUCACUACCAUGUCCUCUGGGAUGAGAACAAUUUCACAGCAGACGAAAUGCAGACAUUGACAAACAACCUUUGCUACACAUUGAUGUAUACUGAUGCAGUUAUGCCCGGUGCACACGCUCGGUUUCUGUUGUCCCUCCUGCAUACUACGCACACUUGGCAGCAUUCCGGGCUCGGUUCUACAUGGAACCAGAGAUGUUGGACAACCAGACGUCCAAGACCUCCAAUGGCACGAGCGGAGUCUCGGUGAAGCCCCUGCCUGCUGUGAAGGAGAAGGUGAAAAGGAUGAUGUUCUACUGCUGACAAGGAGACCACUUAACCACUCACAUGCUGUAGCUAACUUGCUAGAGUUUAGUAAGGAUUAGAUAGCUUUCUCAAGGAGUGAUGGAUCAAUCUGAUCUGUUAACGACCUCUGUAAAGUACUCGGAAAUGGCUGUAUAAUAGUUGUUGUUUCAAAUGUGAAAGCAUCUAGGUCCUUAGUUAGAUUUCAGUGAUCAGUGAUCAAUGACGAUACUAGAUUAUUGUGACUAAUGUAUGCUAGAUUAUUAUGAUUAAUGUAUGUUUUGCAGAAACAAUGGAUUUUGUGCCGCCAUUAAUAGUAUUCAAUUUUGGUUUU
Molecule: messenger RNA, 3884 nt
Organism: Zea mays
Lineage: Eukaryota; Viridiplantae; Streptophyta; Magnoliopsida; Poales; Poaceae
Product: protein argonaute PNH1
Exons: 22
Coding region: 651-3518 (955 amino acids)
Molecular function (GO): protein binding; RNA binding
Source: RefSeq, a predicted model, not a curated record